AUGUUUCCUCUGCCGCUGUUCACACCUGAGCAGGUGGCUCGAGUCUGCGAGAAUCUGGAGGAGACUGGAGAUAUGGAGCGCUUGGGUCGCUUCCUCUGGUCGCUGCCCGCCGCGGUGCCCGGUUCCGCCGGAGAGCUGCUCAACCGUCACUGUCAUCUUUUGGACUUGGUUUUGUGUUUUCAGGAGCGAACCCGUAGCCUCCUGAGGGAAUGGUACCUGCAGGAUCCCUAUCCAAACCCCUCCAGAAAGCGUCAUCUGGCUCAGGCCACAGGACUCACACCCACUCAGGUGGGCAACUGGUUCAAAAACAGAAGACAGCGGGACAGAGCGGCGUCUGCUAAAAACAGGCUGCAGCAAGAUUCCUCCCUCCUUCCCUCCGGAAGCUCUCCAGAAUGCUCCUCGGAGCACAACACGCACCUCCAGGGCUCCUCACCGCAUCGUCCCGGGAGCCCAGGGGAGAACAGCGACUGCAGCUCGGGCACGGGGCCGCGGGGGACCGGGGCCUCCACGCCGGACAUAUCCGUCAGCAGCGACAGCGACUUUGAGUCGUGAAGAACGCCUGCACUGGAAACACAUGAGGCUUUGAAGCGUCUGGAGGGCAGAGGACUGCUGCUUAGACAUGCACUUAAAGGAAAGACUGAGGAAUCAGCUCGAUUUGCUGUUAGGAAAUCUGACUAAAAAGGACAAAGUUACUCCCUUUUUUCGUGUUUGGUCCGUCCCUGACCAAAGAGGAGCUACAAUUUUAAGACUGGACCUCUUAAUAGGCACGUGCCAAAUCAAUCUCUUCAGGUUCAUUGGCUUUUUCAAUCAUUGUAAUACUCAGGUGGCACAAAAUAUGAGACAUAUCGCUCAGAAGGACAUAUAUUAUGCAUAUUUUGUAUUCAAAGUCUAGUGUAGAUGGUCCAGCCAGGCCUUUCAUAGCACUACAAACAUGAAAUGGUUUGAUCUUGAAGGUAGAAGUAACUUGCUGCUGUAUGUUUUCAUAAGAAUAUCGUGUAGGUUGUGUCAGUUGCUUGUGCAUUUUGUUGUUAAAUGAGGAUUUAGGUCCAUUGAACUGUUUUACACAGGAAUAUAAUCAUGAUGAACAUAGAUUAACUCACAUGUUAUGGAAUAUUAAUGCUGCUGACCUCGCUGUGAAUUUAGGAUACAUCAACAUACUUUCCAUUUCAUUUCAGUGAACAGCGUCACUCAGCUUUUUAUGUGCCUACGACAUCAAACUGUACGAUCGUCUGUCAUUUAUCAUUUUCAGACACAUACUCACCGAAGUCAAAUGAAGAACGCG
Molecule: messenger RNA, 1282 nt
Organism: Sinocyclocheilus rhinocerous
Lineage: Eukaryota; Metazoa; Chordata; Actinopteri; Cypriniformes; Cyprinidae
Product: homeobox protein SIX3-like
Exons: 3
Coding region: 1-552 (183 amino acids)
Biological process (GO): regulation of transcription by RNA polymerase II; eye development
Cellular component (GO): nucleus; transcription regulator complex
Molecular function (GO): RNA polymerase II cis-regulatory region sequence-specific DNA binding; DNA-binding transcription factor activity, RNA polymerase II-specific
Source: RefSeq, a predicted model, not a curated record